Meleagris gallopavo (turkey) is the source of this 2120-nucleotide messenger RNA. Its product is annotated as histone H3. Gene Ontology annotation, molecular function: structural constituent of chromatin; protein heterodimerization activity; DNA binding. The record is from RefSeq and is a predicted model, not a curated record. Gene Ontology annotation, cellular component: nucleosome. Lineage: Eukaryota; Metazoa; Chordata; Aves; Galliformes; Phasianidae.
GAGCCGCGUUUAUUUCGUGGUGUUGUUUCUAACCUGGUGCUGCUCUUUCGUGAUGGCGCGCACGAAGCAGACGGCGCGUAAGUCGACGGGCGGGAAGGCGCCCCGCAAGCAGCUGGCCACCAAGGCGGCCCGCAAGAGCGCGCCGGCCACGGGCGGCGUGAAGAAGCCGCACCGCUACCGGCCCGGCACGGUGGCGCUGCGCGAGAUCCGCCGCUACCAGAAGUCCACGGAGCUGCUGAUCCGCAAGCUGCCCUUCCAGCGCCUGGUGCGCGAGAUCGCGCAGGACUUCAAGACCGACCUGCGCUUCCAGAGCUCGGCCGUCAUGGCGCUGCAGGAGGCGAGCGAGGCCUACCUGGUGGGGCUCUUCGAGGACACCAACCUGUGCGCCAUCCACGCCAAGCGCGUCACCAUCAUGCCCAAGGACAUCCAGCUCGCCCGGCGCAUCCGCGGGGAGCGCGCCUGAGGCCGCAGCCCAUCCCCCUUCUCUUCCGGCAGAGGCCGAGGCAGCCCACACAGACCCAAAGGCUCUUUUAAGAGCCACUCCAUGCACAGUAAGAAGAGCUGAAGCACGAUUCUCUGUGUUUGAGAUGUUUAAUCCUUGAACUCUUCGUUUCACAGAUCAGUACUUUAUUUGCAGCUCCAGCUCCUGAUAUGUUUUUCAUUGCACUGCAAUGUCUAUAAUCAUAGUUCAUAUAUCUCCUGAGUAUUUUGAGGAUGUAAAGUUUUUCAGUAGGAGUUUCAUAAGUCUUGGGUUGUAAUUUUUGUAUUUUGCCAGUAAUCAGUAUACAUAUUUGUAGUUGAUCCUUUGCUAGCACAGAUAGUAAUCAGAAGAUUCAUACAGAGGCUGAGACAGUACUGAGCAAUCAGAUUCCUGCAGUUAGAGUUCUAAGGUUAUAUAUUAAGGUAAAUGCAGCUUUCUCAAAUUAAGAACAUCUUCAGUACAAGGACCUCUGCUUGAAUCUCCAUUAUCACACACAGAAGAGGGACCAAUCUAACAAAGUUUUGUGUGAGUUAAAAAUUAGGCUUCAGACUCGUAACAGGGAGCAAAAGGAAUUUUCCCAUGAAUGUGGGAAAUAAUUUGCUGUCUUCUCCCAUGGUUUGAAAGCGCGUGCUCUGUGUCUGGGUUGUGAGGGUACAGAACAGAGAUGAGGAGUGCUAUAAGAUGCGACAGCAGUCACCUCUCGCCAGCAGAAAUUUCUAUGUGGUAUUUGCAUUUUCCCUUAGACCUGCUUGCUGUAUCUAUCAGAGGCAGCAUUCCAAUGGAUGAGAAAAGAAGAAGCCAGUUGCACAGCAUGCAGUGUAGGCAGCAGUGCCAAGUGAGCACUGAUUUGUUCCUUCUUACUCCACCCUGUCCCAUGAAGCUCCUCAAAACAGUUAAUAUCUGCAUUGGAGAUAAGAUAUCUGCGUAUCUUAUUUUGAAAUUAAAUUGCAAUGGAAGUACAGAACUACGGUGUCACCAAGUAUUGAGUGCAAUGGCUGUAAUCUCUGUAACGGACAGAGAAGUUAUGUUUUGAUUUCCUAUUUCAAACAGAACGUGUAUACACACGCACAUAUAUACAUACACACACAUGUAUAGAUACACACAUGGUGAAUAAUUUCCACAUCUACUUUUGGGAGUGGAUUCCAUUGACUGCUGUCUGAUAGCUCCACACAGUGCCUGGGCCUGCACCAUGCCAGGCAGCAGUGUCUGUCCAGCAAUGAGCUCUUUAUUCAUACUGUGACCCCCCUCAUCAUUUUCAGCUCUGUGUGUUCAAACAUUUUAACCUUUGCUAACCUCAAAGUGGUACCUGGCUACAAAGCAAUUCCAGCUGAGAAAAGAGUGUUCCUGACAUGGAACAAUAAAAACAAAAAUUAUGUAGCCUAUUGUCCAUAAUCUUAUAGUCAGAUAUAUAUCUAAUCCUUUAAAAUUACACUUGUGGACACCAUCUGUAUGUUACUCCAACAGGAGCAGUUUCCAUUUAUCAGAUUUUCAUCCCUUGCUCCUCAGGGGUUAAUGUGUAAAGAGAUAGUCAUUUUUUUCAAAUUGAUCAUCCCUUAUAGCAACAUUGGAGUCAUAGAGGGCAGAGUUAGACAGAAUAAUUAAUUUAUGUUGUGCGGGACAGAGGGAAUUGAGAGUUAAA